UAUGGAAUUAAUGAAAUAUCGCAUCUAUAUUACACACUUAAGAGGGAGAAUAAUAUGAAUAAACAUAUUUAUAAGUCACUAAGUAAAGAAAGCAGUUUAUAUUCAACUGAUUUAAAAACUGCACCUCAUUAUACCAUACAAUAUGCAAAUAAGAGAUAUAAUUCAUCCGCUAAU
Racocetra persica is the source of this 174-nucleotide messenger RNA. The record is from the annotation of a GenBank genome assembly. NCBI's taxonomy places the organism in Eukaryota, Fungi, Glomeromycota, Glomeromycetes, Diversisporales, Gigasporaceae.